AUGCCUAGCAAGACAGGAAGAGUUAGAAUGCCAGCUGACAAUAGAUUACCUGUGUCAGCUUCCUUAAAAACCUCAGAAAUUUGGAAAAAUUCAGUUGGAUAUGAUCCUUAUGCAUCUAUUGAAGAAAUAAAUAAUAAGAAAAAUAAGAAAACUGAAGAAAUAAAUGAAAAAGCACAAAGCUUAUUUAAUUUGGCAAGAUUAACAGGUAAUGCAUCUUCUACUAUACCAGGGGCUUGUAGUCUUUGUAAUCAUGUAGGGCAUUUGCCUUAUCAGUGUAGAAACUUUAUAAAUUUAGAAAAGCAGAACUUUCAGAAUGAUAUAAAAGAAAACGCUGAAGACGACCUAAAAGAAAGAAAAUAUUUAGGACUUAUAAGUAGUGAAAAUGAAAGUAAAAGUGAUAGCGAAAGUGAUAGUGAAAGUAAAAGCGAUAGUAAAAGUGAGAGUGAUAGCAAAAGUGAGAGUGAUAGUAAAAGUGAGAGUUAUAGUAAAAGUGAAAGUGAUAGUAAAAGUGAAAGUGAUAAUAAAAGUGAAAGUUAUAGUAAAAGUGAUGAUUCAUAUUAUAGAAAAAAAAAUAAAACGAAAAGCAAAAAAAAAAAUCAUAGACAUAAAAAAUGGAAACAUAAUAAAAAUAUGAAAAAAAAACACAAAGAUAUUAAUAAUAAACAUGAUAAACAUAAAUAUGGAAAAAAAAAAUAUAAAAAAGAUAAAGAGAAGAUAGUUCCUAAAAAAAGUAAAGAUAUAUACAACAGUGAUAAUGAAAAAAAAAAUAAAGAUAAUUAUAAUAGCAAAAAGUAUAAAAAAUUAGAUAUCAGAGACAAAAAAAUUAAAAAAAAAAAAAAAGAAAAAUAUAAAAAGAAAAAUAAAAAAUACAAUAGAAGUUCCUCUAAUUCUUGA
Plasmodium relictum is the source of this 894-nucleotide messenger RNA. Its product is annotated as conserved Plasmodium protein, unknown function. The record is from RefSeq and is a predicted model, not a curated record. Bases 1 to 894 code for a protein of 297 amino acids. NCBI's taxonomy places the organism in Eukaryota, Apicomplexa, Aconoidasida, Haemosporida, Plasmodiidae. The transcript has a single exon.